This is a messenger RNA of Girardinichthys multiradiatus, 1155 nucleotides long. It is a transcript of the gene gltpa, whose product is annotated as glycolipid transfer protein a. The coding region runs from base 55 to 684 and encodes 209 amino acids. Gene Ontology annotation, biological process: ceramide transport; intermembrane lipid transfer. The record is from RefSeq and is a predicted model, not a curated record. The transcript is spliced from 5 exons. NCBI's taxonomy places the organism in Eukaryota, Metazoa, Chordata, Actinopteri, Cyprinodontiformes, Goodeidae. Gene Ontology annotation, cellular component: membrane; cytosol; cytoplasm. Gene Ontology annotation, molecular function: ceramide 1-phosphate binding; ceramide 1-phosphate transfer activity.
UUUGGCAGCCAUUUGCUAUCAUUUCAACGCUAACAGUGCAUCCAGACUAAAGAGAUGGCUCUGCUGAUGGAGCACCAGUUCAAACAGCUCCCAGCUGACAGGCAGGUGGAAACAAGGCCAUUUCUGGAGGCUGUGUCUUACCUUCCACCUUUCUUUGACUGCCUCGGGUCUACUGUAUUUGCACCGAUAAAAGCUGAUAUAUGCGGUAACAUCACAAAAAUAAAGGCAGUUUAUGAUACCAAUCCUGGACGCUACAAGACGCUUCAGAUGAUUUUAGAGGCAGAGAAGGAAAUGCAUGGAAGUGAAUGGCCCCAAGUUGGAGCUACGUUAGCACUUAUGUGGCUCAAAAGGGGUCUCAGAUUUAUCCAAGUGUUUCUCCAGAGCCUGGCGGACGGGGAAAAGGACAACAGUAACCCCAACCUCAUCCGAGUCAAUAUCACCAAAGCUUAUGAAAUAGCUCUUAAAAGGUAUCAUGGGUGGUUUGUUCAGCAGCUCUUCAAGGCAGCUCUUUAUGCUGCUCCCUACAAGUCAGAUUUCCUGAAGGCACUUUCCAAAGGUCGGGAGGUCAAGGAGGAAGAAUGCUUGGAGAAAAUCAGAAAGUUCCUCAUUAACUUCUCUGCCACAGUGGAUGCUGUUUAUGACAUAUUUAAUAGAAUGAACGCUGAUCUCGACUACAAGGUGUGACGGCUGGGGGUCUCAGUCAGCUACGUUACGGCUUCCUUUGAGUUAUCUGACUGUCACGAGGGAAAUCCAUUAUCAACGUCCUGUUGUUUUGAAAUCCGAUUUAAAUUAAGAAAUCUUUUAAUUCUCUAUUUGCUAUUCCUGUUCCAUCACUGUAUUUAUUUGAUAAUUUGGGUCCUCUUACUGUAGGAUAGAAGGUUGCACACGAUCCUACAAUAAUUUGUGAUUCUAAUCUAAUCCUAACUAAUCUACAAAAGUGCAAGUCAAUGUAACCAUCAUUAAAAUUUUCUGUGCCGUGUUUGUUUUUGUCAUGUUUUGUCUUCCUGUGGAUUUCUUUGACUGUUAACAUUUUUUAAGGAAUGUCUCUCUACUGUUAAUCACAUAUUGUUGUCCUAAGCAGACAUCAUAUGUGAUUAAAGUGGCCACGCCACCUUUGUUGCUUUCCUCUGUCUUAUUUGUGUUCUUUUUAUUUAA